Molecule: messenger RNA, 1050 nt
Organism: Diaporthe batatas
Lineage: Eukaryota; Fungi; Ascomycota; Sordariomycetes; Diaporthales; Diaporthaceae
Exons: 1
Coding region: 1-1050 (349 amino acids)
Source: RefSeq, a predicted model, not a curated record
AUGGAUCAUGGGGUGGGCUGGUACGUGAAUAAAGACAUCGAGCCAUCCAGGUGUAAGCAGUUUGCAGGUCUCCCACAUCAUCAUAUCCAUCCUCAUACCCUCUGCUCAAACAUGGCGGAGUGGCGGCAAGGCGGCACAGAGAUGUCACUAGCCCCGAUGGCCCAGCUGCGGGAUGCGAGAUGCCCCGAGGACGACUGGACUGGGCUUCGAGAUCGAGCUGAGAGGCGGAGGAGACAGAACCGGCUCAACGUCAGAGCCCACCGCAGACGGAAAGCGGCAGGCUCGCAAAGCACGUCCGGAUGUCCUGAGGGCAUUGUCUCCCUCACGCCGUCGGGACAUACCGACGCCCGCCGGAUGACAGAACAAAGCGCCAAGUCUGCUUCCGUGAUAAUCACCACGCCAGCAACCGCUUCAGGACCUCGUCUCCCUAUGCUGUACAAUGCGGACAGAAGCUCUACACCACCGGGCUUCGCCUUCCCUUUAUCCCGAGACCACCUCAUCACCAUCAUCGAGCUCAACGUGUACCGCGCCUCCCUGACGAACGUCUACAUCCUCGGGGCGUACAGCCUCCUCUGCAACGCGGCCUGCGGCUACGCGGCAGACAAUUCCGAGCCCCCCUUGUUCCCGUGGACCGGCUAUCAGCCGUCCGGGAACAUCCCGGACUCCCUCCGGCCGACACCACUUCAGCAGAGCACCCCUCACGAGGUGUGGAUAGACCUCCUCCCGUCCCCCAGGAUGCGGGACAACGCCAUUGUCGCGGUGGCAGAGGGCAGGCUGCGCCAGGAUGACUUUUGUGCGGACAUCUUGAGGGGUCUCUGCGGGGAGGGCACGGGGCAGGGAGGGACUGCUCGGGGUGGUGAAUAUGCGGGUGAGGCACGGCUGAUCGUCUGGAACGACCCGUGGGACCCGAGCGGUUGGGAGGUCACGGAAGGUUUUCUGCGGAAGUGGGGCUUCCUGGUCCGAGGGGAUGGCCAGGACGACAUAUUGAGGGCGACGAACCGUUGGCGGGCGCUGAGGGGCGAGGAUCCUAUUGUUUUCGAAGUGGAGUGA